CAAAUAUUUGUGACUGUGGUGGGGGAGGUUCUGAAGGAAAGACGGGUGCUGAGAUGCCGGCAGGCGGCAGUGAGGUGGUGAUUGGGAUCGUCGGCUCCUGAGGGUCAGGUUGGGACUUGUUGAAGGGGAGGAGGAGAGGAGAGGUUGUCGCAAAUGAACUGAGAGAGAGGUGAGGGGAGCUGAGUGCAGGGUGAGCGAGGGAUGUGGACCUUUCAACACACAAUGAUUAGAGGUUAUGCAAAAGAGAAAACUACAGAGAAUAGAUAAAAGCUCCUACUGUGACUUGGGUUAGCUUGCAUGUGGGGUAACCUACUACUGUCCUUAUAGGUCGUUUUGUCCAGCCCUUUCUUGUUGAAAUGAUAUCCUCCCUGGUGGACUUCCACACACUAGGCUAGCUGGCUCUAUUCUGUUCUGUUGUGGUGAAGCCACUAGCGGAGCCAUAAGGAGUAAAUAAUCAUCUUGUUUACAGGAGGUUGGGAGCCAAUUUGUCUCCAUUCAGUUUGUAUUGGAGGAAAGAGUUUAAUAGCUGUUCCUAAAGCUGUAUACAUUUGACAGUGUAUUAUAGCAAUACGAUUUAUAUGUGGCUAUUCUAUUGUUCUUGAACAGAGCUGCCAGUUUGUUAGCAUGUGCAUUUUGAGAGAGAGAGAGAAAUCCACUGUGUGAAUUAUGAGCCUAACUACUAUACUAGUACUGUAACACAUUUCUUUCCAUUCAAAGGUCCUUAAUAUUUCUUCAUGUAGAUCUUAUUAAACACCAGAGAAUUUAGCCACUUGCUUUUUUUGGGCUCAUGCAAAGUUUGUUCUUAAUCACGCCAAGGCUAAUGUUUUAAAUGUAUUAUUCAUUUAGACAUUUCACCCAACCUCGUAAUUCCUCUCAGAUUGGGGGUGUAGGCGGGCAGUUUUUUGUUGUUGUUCCGUGGUCGGUGGUGUUUUUCUCCUCUGUAGUGGAGAAAUGAGAGGCGAUGCCCCAUGCGUGAGCUGGAGAAGGAGAAGAGAGGAGGGGUAGGGAGAAGAGAGGGAGAGAGACCACAGUGUGAAAACGUUGUCUUUGUGGGGACUCAUGACUGCGUUAGCAGGGAGAGAGAGACUAGGCCUGUAAAAACUAUUAGGGGGGGCUUUGGUCGGGAGAGGAUGGAGAACUUCCCUCUCUUUCAAACAUGUGUUAUGAUCUUUUUUCCUUUCACUUUUUUCACAUUUCCUAUUUCUUGGUCAUCCCUCUUGCUCCCAAAAUGAUCUGAUUUCUAUUUUCUUCCCCCACUACUUUUCUCUUUCUUUUAUAUUUAACAUUUUUGUCAUUUAGCAGACACUCUUAUCCAGCGACUUACAGGAGCUAUUUGGAUUAAGUGCCUUGCUCAAGGGCACAUCGACAGAUUUUUCACCAAGUCGGCUUGAUGGUUCGAAACAGCUAAUUUUCUGUUACUGCCCCAACGCUCUUAACCGCUAGGCUACUUGCCGCCCACAUUUCUUGUAACGUAGGCUGUUAAAUAAAAGGUGCUAUAAAAAAUGCUUCUCACCAUCUCUCUUCCCAGUGCAGUGGAUACCCCUUUCUAAUUCUCAGUCUUUUCUCCUCUCUUUUUCUGUUCUCUCUCUCUCUAUCUGUCCCCCUUACUCUCUCUCUCUCCUUCACUCAGACAUAGUUCACACAUAUUGUUGGCUGGCAGUGUCCAGAGACUAGUGUGUAAAUAAGGCCAGUCCAUUUGGCUUGUGUGUGUGUGUGUUCUCUCUGCUCUUUGAUAAUUGGAAGGUGUCCUCUAUUGCCUGGCAGCCUCUCUUAUGGACAAUCCCAAUAUGAGAGCUUUGGCAGACCAAUAAUACUGAUCCCAGGACACUGCCCCACACUGAUGCAUCCAGCAACACACACACAUAAAUGCAUGCACACACACAUACACACAUACACACACACACGGUACAUUUAUACACAUCUUCUUCUGUCUCUCAUGGGGACACACACUCUCAUACAAACACACACAAGACAAAAACGUCACUCCUGACUGACUGUGUGAGUGCCGAGGCUAGAGUGGGGACAGAGUUGGCAUCCCGUACUGUUAGAGUAGACCUUCCACCCCAGAACCCAAUCCCCUCCACCUUCGCCUGCUUCUGCCCACACUGCCCAGUUUACAUUCCCCACACAUGCUGGUGCAGAACAAAUCUAUCGAGAGAGGCGUAGAGAGAGAGCGAAGAUGGAUAGCGAGCGAUGAUAGUGAUAGUAUGAUGCGUCUAGCAGCUAGCGAUAGCUCUGCGUAGCGACUUGAGUCUGAUCUCUCUCUCUCUACUAUACUCUAUCAUCUCUCUCAUCUAUCUAUCAUCUCGCUAUCGUCUUCGUAUCUUUUCUUUCUCUAUCUCUCUUCUCUGUCUCUCUGUGGUUGGCCUGGGGGGGGGGGGGGGGGGGGGGGGGGGGGACUGUUUGUUGAUAAUCUAGAUAAGCUACCAGGCUCCCUAAAAACAAGCCUGGGGUUUCAGGGAUAUGAUAGUAGCCACGCGUUUGGCUAUCUGUUCUGUCUCUGAGGAAGUCCAUGUGGGGGAGGGAUAUUCUUUACAGUAUGUGUGUGCCUGUGUAAGUGAAAACAUAGUGAUUGUAUUUCAUAUAUAAUAUUUUGGUAGUUUUUUGGACUGAUCUUUUUGUGAUUGUGUAUCUAUGUGUACAUAUUCUGUCCAUUUUCCUUAACUUUCUUCUUCUUCUGUCUCUCUGUCUGUGCCCCUCUAGGCCCUUACCCUCGGGCAGUAGCCCCCCCUGGUGGUUGGAGGGGGAUGGAGCGUGGUGGCGGGGAGAGCCCCCGCAUGCAGGACAGUCCUGAGCGGGAACGGCGGGGGGGCAGCCCGGACCUCAGUGGACCCCCGCCAGGGAAGAUAAGGCGUUUGGAGCUCAAUGGGAGCCCCACUGGGCCACGCCUCCUACUCCACAACGGCAACCCACACAGACCUCUGGGAGGUAGGACACUCCAAAACACACCCACCGUGUGCACUUGUACACAUUGAUAGAAACUACCUUCCAUCCAAUGUUUUACACCAAUCCAAUGCUUUUAAAUCCAUGAUGAGGAGUGUGCAAGUGUGGAGAAUCAGGAUACAGCCACAUCCCUGAUAGUUAGUCUCCCUUUGUCUUUGCCCUACUCUCUCUCUCUGGCCCUUACCUUCUGGUAAUUAGGACCAGAACGGGAGUUUUGGACGCACUCCUGACCUUAGUUAUACUGCACAUUGCCAUACACUCUAGAGUUCACAAGGCCCAUUGCAGUAUUACAUAGGACUGUAUAAUAAGCCUAAUCCUUAGCAUUGAGUUUGGAUCAAUUCAAUCCCAUACCAGGCUGUGCUGUUUAGAUCUAGUGCGCUCCAUAAGAGUGCCGUGGGAACUAUAUAACACUGAGGUUAUUGAAUAAAGUAGGGCUAUAUAAAGCUGAUUUAUACUCCUCUCUAGGUUAUCGAUCGCUCUGCAUACAUAAGGUUGUUAAUGUAUGUGUGAGAAUAUACAGUGCACACACACACACACACACACACAAUAGAGAAUAUUAGAGAAGAGACAGGAAACUUGGAGAUGCGCGUGAGAGGAGAUAGGGGGGAAAUGAGGGAGAUGGUACUUCUCUUCCUGUGCCCUAGCAGCAGCUGGAGUGGAUGGUUAGUUUUAAUGAGGAGUUGUCUUUGAAGGUAGGAAACUCAAUGUGUCUCCUCCAAACCACAGCCCAGUCAUGAGGACUAGGCCAAACACACAGUCACAUACAGUGUAUACAUUCUAUGGAACACUCUCACAUUCAGAUGCAUACUAUUGAACACAUUCACACAAACACACUGUAGGCCUAUGAACACUCACACAGUAUACACACAUUCAGUUAUACAGUACAUUCAUAGAUCUCUAGAUUCAUACACUGAACAAAAAUAUAAACACAACAUGUAAAGUGUUGGUCCCAUGUUUCAUGAGCUGAAAUAAAAGAUACCAGAAAUUUUCCAUACGCACAUUAAGCUUAUUUCUCUCCGAUUUUCUGCACAAAUUUGUUUACAUCCCUGUUAGUGAGCAUUUCUAAUUGCCAAGAUAAUCCAUACACCUGACAGGUGUGAUAUAUAAAGAAGCUGAUUAAACAGCAUGAUCUUUACACAGGUGCACCUUGUGCUGGGGACAAUAAACGGCCACUCUAAAAUGUGCAGUUUUGUCACACAACACAAUGCCACAGAUGUCUCAAGUUUUGAGGGAGCGUGCAACUUGCAUGCUGAUUGCAGGAAUGUCCACCAGAGCUGUUGGCAGAGAAUUGAAUGUGAAUUUCUCUACCAUAAGCUGCCUCCAACGUCGUUUUAGAGAAUUUGGCAGUAUGUCCAACCGGCCUCACAACCGCAGACCUUGUGUAUGGCGUUGUGUGGGUGAGCGGUUUGCUGAUGUCAACAUUGUGAACCAUGUGCCCCAUGGUGGUGGUGGCGUUAUGGUAUGGGCAGGCAUAAACUACGUACAACGAAUACAAGUGCAUUUUAUUGAUUAGCAAUUUGAAUGCACAAAAAUACAGCGACGAGAUCCUGAGCCCCAUUGUGAGGCCCAUUUUAUUAAAGGUAUCUGUAACCAACAGAUGCAUAUCUGUAUUCCCAGUCAUGUGAAAUCCAUAGAUUAGGGCCUAAUGAAUUUAUUUCAAUUGACUGAUUUACUCAUAUGAACUAUAAAUCAGUAAAAUCUUUGAAAUUGUUGCAUGUUGCGUUUAUAUUUUUGUUCAGUAUAGAUCACACACAUGCAUAUAUUUAGAGCAUAUACAGUAUUACACAUGUCCAUUGCCCACAUAAUCCCAAUUACUUAACAAGGCUAAAGGAAUCUAGGCAUCCUUCCAGGUACCUCGACUGAGUCGACUGAUAAGCAGAAGACGAGAACUCGAGAGAGUGUACCGGAGAGUGAGACUCGCAUCGACGCAGAGAGAGACGAGCGAUGUUCGACUGACCCAGUUAGUUAGACGCCGCCCGCUUUGAGCAACGAGUGCGACAGAGAACGGAAAUCCCUGUGAUGUUUACUUGAGCAGCAGCAGCGGAACGACGUAGGACCUAGUCACGAGUUAUUGAGACUCUGCAGUAACCGAAUGACUCCAUCUUCUUUAGUGUUACGUCCCCCCUAAUUCAUUGUUCCCCGUGGAUUCUUCAUCUACUUUUUCACCUCUUCACCCCCUGGUUUUUCCACUUUCCCCCAUCCCUUUAUAAUCUAUUAUCGUUCUCCUCGCCUCACCGUUUUGAGGUUGGCCGGGUACCACCCCCCUUUUACGCUAUUCCUCUCGCAUCCUUUCCCGACCCGGAUCCUCCUCUCGGUUCCUCGUCACGUCGCUGGUCGACUGUUCUUUGUUUCACGCGUUACCCUAAUGUCCCUUACAUCGUACUGACCUUUCAAACACCAUUUUCUGCAUCAACUUCCUCCUGAUAUCCGUGUAUCAUCGUUCUCAUCUGUCUCUAAUUGCAGUUGACAUCACCCCCCUUUCCUUUUCCUAACUUACUUGAUUUCCCUCAUACAUCCUAAAGGUCUCCGCUUUCCAGCGUAUCACUUUAUACUUCACCCGUCCCCUUUUCUUUUCGCGUUGCGAGUGUCCUUGCCACCUCAUACUACCACACCUGACACACCCGCUGUCCUGCUAGGCGUUUCUUCCCUUCACCUUGACUUACCCAUUUUACAUCACCUCUCCCGUCUUUUCCUUCUUACUUGUCUGUUGCUCUUCCACUAUUCCCUCCACCUGACGUUUCCCUCCUCUGUGUUAUUAAUGCUCCGACGAGAUUCGGAGAGAGAGAUGAGAGAUGAGAGACGAGAGAGAGGAGAGAGUACGUAAGGAGAGAGAGAGACUUUGCUCAUUGACCGGAUGAGAGUAGAGAGGGGGAGAGAGAGAGAGGAGAGAGAGAGAGGGGAGGAGGAGGAGAGAGGGAGAGAGAGAGAGAGAGAGGAGAGAUGGAGCUGCUCUGUGUUGACAGUUAUAUUUCCCUGUUGGGGGAAAUUCACUUACUUGAAUUGGCACAGAGCUACAGUGUGUAAUUCACUCCAUAAGAGCCCAUCGAACUGCAAGCCGGGAUGAUUAAUGGAGAGGAAAUAGAAAUAUAGGAAUUGACUGAUUAAAACAAGGGAGGGGGGGGGGCUCUAAUGGUGCUGCUGUACUGUGUGUGUGUGUGUGCGUGUGUGUGUGUGUGUGUGCGUGUGUGUGUGUGUGUGGUAUUGCUCUACUCUUAUUAUUAGUGCUGGGUGUUUGCCUAAUGCUCAGACCCUCAUUUCUUGUGAGAGCCUUAAUUAAUUGCCAGUCGACAGGUGGCCUACAAUCAAAAGCUUUCAGGAAAAAUAGGGAUAUUGGUGAAGGAGAACUCAUGUUGUUGCUGUUAGCCAAAAGGAUAGUGAUAUCUGAUAGUGGGGUGGGAUUUUGGGAGUGGGACCAAAAAUAAAAAAUACAAAUUCCCAUAAUGAAAGAUUGAGAAUUAGUCUAGUUUAAAUGUUGACUAUUGUGUUAACCAGCUACUAUUGCUACUGCUUACAAGUUAUCAUUCUAUAGUGCGCUACAUAAUAACUACUGUAGUAGGGUGAGGAUCUACAGAAAACCACAGCAGUUGAAACAAUAUUGAAUAUGGGGCGAAAAACAUCAUGCCUAGAUAGCUGGGAGUGAAAGAGCCCUAGUUGUCAACUGAUGUGGUCAGGAAAAACUCCUGGCCUCUACUCACUGCAUUCUUUGACAGUUUGUGUGACUGCCCGACCGACGUUGGUGACCUGUGGGCAGGUAACGGUGCCAGGUCUGAUGUGAAAGAAGGCUCUGGGCAGUUAAGAAAAGUAUGUAGGCAUGGUGUGGACCAUUAUCACUCUGGGAACGGUUACCAUGCUCCAGCUUUAUCCAUGAAAUUAGCAGUUCAAUUAUAAAUAAUCUACAAGGACCUGCAAUAAAUCGUCCAAAGCAGAGCCGUUCGAACUUGCAUAGCAUGUCUACUAAAUUAUGGAAGUGAUAAACUGAUAAAGGACACAAUAGCUUGUAUUAGCGUUUGAUCCAGAAAGCACCAACUGUACUCUUGUGGCAUUCAAUCAAUGUAAAUAACUUAUGAAAAGCAGUCUCAAGCUUAUCAAUAUCAAUUGAUAUUGACACUUUGAAUGGUGAUUCUCUCUGCUAACCUUUUAUGAUGUCUUUGGAUAGCCAUUGUUAUUUCACCUUUAAUCUAAAGAAUAUCCUUGCCAUUAGAUUAGGUCCUCUGUAGCUCAGCUGGUAGAGCACGGCGCUUGUAACGCCAAGGUAGUGGGUUUGAUCCCCGGGACCACCCAUACGCAAAAAAUGUAUGCACGCAUGACUGUAAGUCGCUUUGGAUAAAAGCGUCUACUAAAUGGCAUAUUAUUAUGUUAGCUACUGUCUAUUACUUGGAGAGGAUUUAAGAGACAAUACUACAACUGAAUAAACAGCCAUUGAAAUUAUCCAUUGAUUGUUUCAGGUAAUUUGCAUUUGCACAUUUCAAAAGAACUAUACAUAUAAUAUAUAAAGUAUUCCAUGCAGACCUAAUUAGACUGAAUAUUUUACCUUCUUAGCAUAAGAUUUACUUAGCCUAACAUUGGGUCAAUUGAAUGAUGCUUAAGAGGGCGAAUACUACGGAUGAGAUGCGUAGUCGCUAGCUUCUGAUCUUGAUCUCUUCCGUAGCUCGCCUCCGCUCUCCUCUCUAUCGCUUGCUCAUCUACUCUCUUCUCUCUCUACUCUCUCUCUCUCUCUCUCUCUCUCUCUCUCUCUCUCUCUCUCUCUCUCUCUCCCAUGUCCCCCCCUCCAGGUCUGAUGAUCCCAGUGUUCUGUGUGGUGGAGCAGGCAGGGCCUGAUGGAAGGAUGCAGCGUGAACGAGAGCGUGAGGAAGUGGAGAGGAAUGAGGGACACAGAGAGGAGCAUGCUGAGUUUGUCCUGGUCAGGAAGGAUAUCCUCUUCAACCAGCUGGUGGAGACGGCCCUGCUGGCCCUGGGGUACUCCCACAGCUCAGCCGCUCAGGCCCAUGGUGAGUACUGUAGCCUACACACUGACCCACAGUCAGACUACUGUAUCAACGAAGCACCAGCCAUAAAGACUCUACCUGCUACUGAGUUAGAGCUG
This is a messenger RNA of Coregonus sp. 'balchen', 8026 nucleotides long. Lineage: Eukaryota; Metazoa; Chordata; Actinopteri; Salmoniformes; Salmonidae. The record is from the annotation of a GenBank genome assembly.